AUGUCUGACACGUCCGAAGAAACCCUGCAAUCCGACAGGACCGGCGACAAGGACGAGAACCUCUGCAGGGACUAUUCUCGCGGCCUCUGCGACCGGAAAUUCUGCAAAUUCAAGCACGAAAGCGACGCCAAACCGUUGAAUUUCUGCCACGAUUUCCAGAACUUCGUCUGCCCGCGACCGUUUUGCAAAUUCAUCCAUUGUUCGGCCGAAGAGGUGGACGAGUACAAGCGCACCGGCCAGAUGUCGAACCAAAUCAUCGCCGAGGCGACCAGGAAGAACCAAUUGCCCGGCGUGCCGCCCAUUUGCAAUCAAUUCAAAAAGGGCCAAUGUCGCCGGACGUUCUGUAAAUACCGGCACAUCACUAAAGAACAAGAGGAGGUUGAGAUCGCGGAAUUUGUACAGAACACCGCUCAAAAGAAACCCAACAACCCCAUCGUGUUUAACAAUAACAACAACAACAACUUGGCGGAGGCUCAAUUGGUUACUUUAGAAUCGUUAGGUGUAUUCCGAAGGAACGGUGUGAGUUUCGACGAUUACAAAGAGGACGGUUUGCCGUUGAUCAAACGACGCUUCGUAACCCAACAAGAACCCGAAAUAAUAUGCGAUCUGAUGGACAACAGCGCCGCCUCGCGGCCUCUAUUCAAAGGCUACUUCGCCGGUAAUCCCCCGUCGACGAUGCUGACUCGCGCCGACGCCCGCUCCCUGUUGCUCGACGAAGAGAACCAGUUGCUGCGCAAGGAGAUCGCCCGGCUCAAGAAGCAAGUGUCCGAUCUGACGGCCACCAACGAGUUUCUGUUGGACCAGAACGCCGCCCUUCGAGUGACCGGCAAACGGAACGGUACCGUCAACGUGCCGGCGGUUAGCAUAACCAACACGCCUACGCAGGUUAACCGGACGGUUAUAGCGAGCGUGGCUACCGUACCGGUUUCGUUGGCUACGGUUUCGACGUGUAAUCCGGGUUCUGGUAAUCAUUCGGUAUCGAUAGCCGGUUGUCCGGCUGUUAGUAUGGCGCCCGCGCAAAUUCUAGCCAAUAGCCAGCAAAUAUUAGUGACUACGAAUCCGACGACGCAACUGGCGAUAGCGAACAGUUCGCAAGCGCAAUUGGCCAUAGCGCAGCAAAAUUUGGCGACCAAUUUGGCGGCGGCGCAGGCGCAGGCGCAGCAGCCGCAGCUCACUUCGCAAGCGCAACAACUCGCCUUGGCCACGACCACGCAACAAUUGACGUCCCAAGCGCAGCACAUGGCGAACCAACAGAUGGCGCUGGCGAGCGCGGCCGCUCCGCAAUUGGCCACGCAAACGCAACAGAUGGCGUUGGCGAGUAACGCGCAAGCGCAACAACUCCAAGCCAUCGCCAACACCAAUCAGCAAUUGACCUCUCAGGCCCAACAGUUGGCUUUGGCGAGUACGAAUCAACAGUUGAACACGCAGGCGCAGCAAUUGACGGUGACGAACGUGCCGCAGCAAUUGGCAUUGGCCAGUACGAAUCAACAGCUGUUGGCGGCGCAACAGCAGCAGAAUUUGGCGUCGGAGAUGCGGAGGAAUUCGCAGGCGCAGGCGAUAGCGAUGUCGAACGCGCAGCCGCAAUCGAUGGUGUCCUAUCCGAUCAUGACGCAGGGUAUAAAUCACGCGUUGGCGCAUUAG
Molecule: messenger RNA, 1641 nt
Organism: Phyllotreta striolata
Lineage: Eukaryota; Metazoa; Arthropoda; Insecta; Coleoptera; Chrysomelidae
Source: the annotation of a GenBank genome assembly